UAAAAAAACAUCAUUUGAAACAUAACUGUAAUUUAAAUAAAUAAAAUAAUAACGAGAAAUUAUAAAUAAAUGAACUAUAUAUAUGUAUAUUUAUAAAAAAAAAAUUAAUUAUUAAUCAGCUAUUAGGUUAUCAGUAAAAUGACCUAAGACACAAAAUUUUAUUUCUACUUCCUGAUAAUAAAUAAUAGAAAUCUAUUGGUCGACAUUUAUUACCAAUUGAAAAUGGCAAGUAAUUAAAGUAAUUCAUGAUAAUUGAUAACUGAUAAUAUUCAAUAAUACUUUUAAAAUAAAGUUAACAAAUGAUAUGAUUGAGUAAUGCUUUGCAAAAUCGUUAGGUUAUAAAAUAGAGCGAAAAUAAAUUGUAGUUUGUUGAUGAAGCAUGACACGGAUGGUAAACGUCACUUAUUGCAACACAACUUUUACUGUAAUUAGUAUCCUGAUAAAUAAAAAGUGAAGAAGAUGGUUAAGAAUGAUGAUAAAUUCAGUAUUGAGGAUGCAAAAGCUGUUAUUGAGAGUGGCAAGAAACAAUCACACAUUAAUUACUCAUUGUUAAUAUUGGAGCAAUGUCUUGACACAUACCAAGUUGAUGAAAUAUUCCUGAGCUUCAAUGGAGGUAAAGAUUGUACGGUGAUGCUUCAUUUGACUGCUGCCUUAUUUAAAUUACGUGGGUUAUCACCGCUGCUGUGUCUUUACGUCACUGAUGAUCCAUUUCCUGAGGUUAUUCAACUCUGUUACAUAAAAAUGAUAAAUGUCCGUUUAUUAAUAAAUUUUAUUUCGUUUCAGAUGGAUGAGUUUGUUGACAAAGCGACUCACUACUAUGAUAUAAAACUGAUAAGGAAAAAAAAACCAAUAAAAUCAGCUGUUGAAUGUCUUUUGGAAGAAAACAAGCAGCUGAAGGCCACGUUGAUGGGCAUUAGGAAAGACGACCCGGGUUCAGAGUCUUUGGAGCCGUUUAAAACCACUGAUGAAGGCUGGCCGAAGAUCAUGAGGGUCAGUCCUAUUCUGGACUGGUCUUACAGCCAGAUUUGGGAGUUUAUUUUGAAGCACAAGGUUCCUUAUUGCUCGCUGUAUGACCAAGGGUACACCAGUCUCGGUCACAGGACGACUACAUCUCCAAAUCCUUUGCUACGUGACCCUGAUAAUCCUGCUCGUUAUCUUCCUGCUUACACACUCAAAGACAGUUCUACUGAGAGAAAUGGAAGACAAUAACGAAUUAAUAGUCCAAUUAUUAAUCAAUUCACUGUUGAAUAAUUGAAUUUAUUUAUUUAUUUAAUUGCGCACUGUCCUUUUAUCAACUACUUUGUUAAGAUCUGAUGUGUUACUUAAUCAAUUAUGCUAAAUAAAAGUGUAUUUUUUACUUAAUUAAAAAAAAUCUUAAA
This is a messenger RNA of Microplitis demolitor, 1379 nucleotides long. RefSeq lists its product as uncharacterized. Gene Ontology annotation, molecular function: FMN adenylyltransferase activity. The transcript has 2 exons. Lineage: Eukaryota; Metazoa; Arthropoda; Insecta; Hymenoptera; Braconidae. Gene Ontology annotation, biological process: FAD biosynthetic process. Bases 460 to 1209 code for a protein of 249 amino acids. The record is from RefSeq and is a predicted model, not a curated record.